Messenger RNA from Cylindrotheca closterium, 2172 nucleotides. NCBI's taxonomy places the organism in Eukaryota, Bacillariophyta, Bacillariophyceae, Bacillariales, Bacillariaceae. The record is from the annotation of a GenBank genome assembly.
AUGUCAUUGGCCACCUUUUCACCUUCUCGUCGGACGAGAAUGCCAGAAGAAUCGCCAUUGCCGCAUCUUUCAUCCACAACUUCGCCAACCGUGAUUGGUCAACAAUGGCUACUUGCAACAACAGCAGCAGAAGACGAGUUAUUGAGGCAUCAUCGGAGUCGUCGUGGUACUACCGGUACUGCAAAUAACGACAAACAACAUCAAUGGAUUUUUGUCUUGCCUGUAUUGCUGCUGGAAUUCUUGGCCAUUGGAAUGACUCGAGCCAUAUUGCCCUCCAUUUUGUUGCAAGAAUAUGGCAAUAAAGUGUAUUUGGUGCUGGGUUCGGCAGAUUGCAUUCGAGGACUCUUAGCCUUUUUUGCCUGUCCGCUCUUUGGGAAAUUAAGUGAUUUGUGGGGACGGAAACAAUGUUUGCUCAUUACCGUCUUGGGGUCCUGCGCUCCGGUGUGUUCUCUGGCACUUUUUUCGUGGCGUUCCACGACCGUGUUGGUGCAACAACACUACCAUCAUGGUCAUGGAUAUGGUGGCGGAGAGGAGAUUUUGGGAGUACUGGAUUAUGAUGUCGAUCAUUAUCCCAACAACAACGAUACUAGCUUGCUGUAUUCCUACUACCGAAAUGGCACACUUGAUCUACCAGAAGGAGUCAUUACCAGAAUACACUACACCAUGCCGCCGUCUGCAAUUCCACUCUUUGUCGUGCUGCUCAGUUUGUCAGGGAUCUUCAGUUCGACCUUUACACUCGUGUUUGCUUAUAUUAGCGACACUGUCGAGACAAGAAACGAACGAGUUUCGGCAUUUGGCCUAGCGCUUGCUUGCUUUGGUCUGUCCUUUACCAUUGGACCCAUGGCGGGAGGAUACUUGGCACAUUCCCAUACCCACUAUGUCUUUACCUGCUCUUUGAUUUUGACCAUUUUGGAUUUGAUUUACAUUCAAUUCUUUUUGCCAGAAUCCUUGUCACACACCCAAACAUUGUCAACCUCGCUCAAGGCAUUGUUCACGACUGCUAGAAGAAGCAGUGGAGAUGGUGCCAGUACUACUACUACUACUACUACCACGACGUGGUCUCCCAUGCAAAGUGUGACCUAUCUCUUACGGGAUCCAUUUUUGCACACUGUGGGAAAGGUAGCAUUUUAUUAUUACACGGGUGUCUGGGCCGUCAUUUCCACAUUGUCCAUUUAUGCCGUCCAACGAUUUGGACUGACUCCCGAACGAUUGGGGGAACUCAUGUCCGCGUUGGGACUUUGUACCAUGAUGGCCGAAGCCGUUUUGGUCCGCCUCAUUAUUCCAUGGGUGGGAGAAAAGAAGGCCAUUCAAAUUGGACUGAUCAGUUUUGCAAUGCAGUGUUUGGUUCUGGGGGCAGCGAAUCAAGCCUGGCAUUUGUUUGUUUGUGUGGGAUUUUCACUCUUGGGGAAUUUGGUGUAUCCAAGUCUGAGCUCGUUGGUCAGUGGAACAGUCGAUCCGGAAUCGAAUGGAGAAGCCUUGGGAGCCAUCAAUGGUGUCAAGGCACUCACCGAAGGGAUUGGGCCACUCAUUUUUGGUGGUCUCAUGACGAUUAGUGAAGGAACCGACUUGCCUGGAUGGCCCUAUUGGAUUGCUGCCAUUUUGGUUCUCAAAGCCUAUCAAGCAUCCAAAGAUUUGCCCUUUGAUGGUUCGGCCAACGAUUCAUUGGCAUCACAGGGUGGUGGUGGUGGUGGUGGAGAAGAGGAUGGAUUUGUCUACGAACUUCAGUUCAAGCAACGGCGACAAGAAAAGACCCAGAAAUACAAUUACUUUGCGAAUUCCAGGAACGAAUCCCUUACAACAUGGCUCAACAGUCCUAGCAGUGAGCCCAAACCAAGAGACGGAGAAGAGUAUCAACCUUUACUAUUGAGUGAUGUGGAAGAGGAUGACGAUGAUUGCGAGGGAGAUGGCAAGGAAAGUGCUGUACGCAUGCCGUAUCAAGAUACCCCUAAUGCUCCACUCGCAAUUUUCAGUGAUGAUGGUUAUCUACUGGAAAGUAGUGGUAUUACUCCACCACCACCACCACCACCAUCCUUUGCGAUUCCACCGUCCAUGAGACGAGUGACGGACGUUGCAUCCAAUACCGAUGCUGCUGAUGGAAUACCUUUCUCGACUCCUACCAUUACGAAUUCAAGAUCCUUCUUUACAUCUACUGCCAAGUCGGAUCCAGAAUAG